UUUGAGAACUGCAUCAGAGCUCUGUUAAGGUGUCAGCAGGUUAAUUUGGCAUUAUGGGGAUACAAGGAUUGCUACAAUUUAUCAAAGAAGCUUCUGAACCCAUCCAUGUGAGGAAGUAUAAAGGGCAGGUAGUAGCUGUGGAUACAUAUUGCUGGCUUCACAAAGGAGCUAUUGCUUGUGCUGAAAAACUAGCCAAAGGUGAACCUACUGAUAGAUAUGUAGGAUUUUGUAUGAAAUUUUUAAAUAUGUUACUAUCUAAUGGAAUCAAGCCUAUUCUCGUAUUUGAUGGCUGUACUUUACCUUCGAAAAAGGAAGUAGAAAAGUCCAGAAGAGAAAGACGACAAGCCAAUCUUCUUAAGGGAAAGCAGCUGCUUCGUGAGGGGAAAGUCUCAGAAGCUCGAGAAUGUUUUACCCGAUCUAUCAAUAUCACGCAUGCUAUGGCCCACAAAGUAAUUAAAGCUGCUAGGUCUCAGGGAGUAGAUUGCCUCGUGGCUCCGUAUGAAGCUGAUGCGCAGUUGGCCUAUCUCAACAAAGCUGGUAUUGUACAAGCUAUAAUUACAGAGGACUCUGACCUCCUGGCUUUUGGCUGUAAAAAGGUAAUUUUAAAAAUGGACCAAUUUGGGAAUGGACUGGAAAUUGAUCAGGCCCGGCUAGGAAUGUGCAAACAACUUGGGGAUAUGUUCACAGAGGAGAAGUUUCGCUACAUGUGUAUCCUUUCAGGCUGUGAUUAUCUGCCCUCCCUGCGCGGAAUUGGAUUAGCAAAGGCAUGCAAAGUAUUAAGACUAGCCAAUAACCCAGAUAUUGUAAAGGUUAUCAAGAAAAUUGGACAUUAUCUCAAGAUGAAUAUAACAGUACCAGAAGAUUAUAUCAAAGGAUUUAUUCGAGCCAACAAUACCUUCCUUUAUCAGCUAGUUUUUGAUCCCAUCACAAGGAAACUAAUCCCUCUGAAUGCCUAUGAAGAUGACAUUGAUCCUGAAACACUAAGCUAUGCUGGGCGGUAUGUUGAUAAUUCUAUAGCUCUUCAAAUAGCACUUGGAAAUAAAGAUAUAAAUACUUUUGAACAGAUCGAUGACUACAAUCCAGACACUGCUACGCCUACCCAAUUGAGAAGUCAUAGUUGGAAUGACAACACUUGUCAAAAGUCAUUUAAUGCUAAUAGCAUUUGGCAUAGGAAUUAUUGUCCUCGACUGGAGUUGGGUAGUGUUUCAGAUGCUACACGAUUAAAGGAAAAAUCAAACACUAUGGGAAUUGAGCAGCUGAUUAGUACUAAAGGGUUAAAUCUUCCAAGGAAGUCGUCCACGGUGAAAAGACCCAGAAGUGAAGAGCUUUCAGAAGAUGACCUGUUGAGUCAGUAUUCAUUUUCAUUUACAAAGAAGACCAAGAAGAAUAGCUGUGAAGGUAAUAAAUCAUCACAUUUUUCUGAAAUGUUCGUACCUGACCUGGUAGGUGGACCUACCAAUAGAAAAGGCUUAAGCACACCACUGAGGACAAGAAAUAAAUUUGCAACAUUUCUGCAGAGAAAAAAUGAAGAAAGUGGUGCAGUUGUUGUUCCAGGGACCAGAAGCAGGUUUUUUUGCAGUUCUCAGGAUUUUGUUGACUGUGUAGCAAAGGAGGUGAGCAGCCAACCUCUAGAUGAAAUUGCUGUCAAGGAUAGAGAGACUAAUCUGAAUGAAUCAGAUCAUCCAGAGCUAGAAGGCAAGAAGCUGGCUGAUAGAAAUGUAGCACAUGCUUCAAGUGAUCAGAGUCCAGAGGAUGCAACAGUGUUUGCUGAGGAAGACUCUCAGUCUUUUAAGACCAGCCGCUUCACAAGGACCAUUUCACCACCUACUUUGGGGACACUAAGAAGUUGUUUUAGCUGGUCUGGAGGUCUUGGAGAUUUUUCUAGGACUCCGAGCCCCUCUCCAAGCACAGCCUUACAGCAGUUCCGAAGAAAGAAUGAUUCCCCCACCUCUCUGCCUGAGAGCAGCAUGUCUGAUGUGUCUCAGCUAAAGAGUGAUGAGUCAGGGGAUGAAUCUCAUCACUCGCAUGAAGUGGGGUCUUCACAGUCCCAGGAAAGUGUAGAAUUAUCCCUGCACAGUUUAAAUGCAGCAAGUCUUUCUCAGCCUUCUAAUAAUGAUUCCGAGUCAGAGGAAUCUGAUUGUAAUAUUAACUCACCUGAUAAUCAAGGUAAUCAGGCCUCCAAGCCACAUUUAUCUCAUUUUUCAAGAAAAGACACAUGUCUAAGGAACAAGGUUCCUGGGCUAUAUAAAUCUAGUUCCAUGGAUUCUCUUUCUACAACCAAGAUCAAACCUCUAGUACCUGCCAGAGUCAGUGGGCUGAGCAAGAAGCCAGCAGGCGUCCAGAAGAGAAAUCAUCGUAAUGCCGAGAACAAGCCAGGAUUACAGAUAAAGAUCAAUGAGCUCUGGAAAAAUUUUGGAUUUAGAAAAGAUUCUGAAAAGCUUCCUUCUUGUAAGAAGCCUCUGUCUCCAGUCAAAGAUAACAUCCAACUAACCCCAGAAGCAGAAGAGGAUAUAUUCAAUAAGCCUGAAUGUGCACGUGUUCAGAGAGCAAUAUUUCAAUAA
Molecule: messenger RNA, 2561 nt
Organism: Otolemur garnettii (small-eared galago)
Lineage: Eukaryota; Metazoa; Chordata; Mammalia; Primates; Galagidae
Gene: EXO1
Product: exonuclease 1
Exons: 14
Coding region: 54-2561 (835 amino acids)
Biological process (GO): mismatch repair; DNA recombination
Cellular component (GO): nucleus
Molecular function (GO): metal ion binding; DNA binding; 5'-flap endonuclease activity
Source: RefSeq, a predicted model, not a curated record